Lepus europaeus (European hare) is the source of this 2373-nucleotide messenger RNA. RefSeq names its product nucleolar RNA helicase 2-like. NCBI's taxonomy places the organism in Eukaryota, Metazoa, Chordata, Mammalia, Lagomorpha, Leporidae. The record is from RefSeq and is a predicted model, not a curated record. Gene Ontology annotation, molecular function: RNA binding; RNA helicase activity; ATP binding.
AUGCCAGGCAAACUCCGUAGCGACGCCAGUUUGGAAUCAGCCACAUCCAUGGGAAAAGUAGAGAAGACGCAAAAGCAAAAUGAGAAGAAAGAUAAAAAACAGAAGCCAACAUCCAAUAAAAUUGAAGCAUCAGAAGAAAAGGAAGAAAUGGAUUCCCCUAAAGCUAAAAAAGCUAAGAAGAAAGAGCCAUCUGAGGUUGACAUGAAUCCUCCUAAGUCCAAAAAGGAGAAAAAGCAAGAGGAACCAUCUCAAGGUGAAGAUGUCUCUCCUAAAGCCAAAAAUAAGAGAAAGGAGAACGUUGAAAAGAAAACUGCUUCUUCUAAAACCAAAAAAGUAAUAAAAAGUGAAGAGCUAUCAGAAGAAAUAGGCACUCAACCCCAGAAGAUGAAGAAAGAAAAGGAAGUGAAUGGAGAAAUUGGAGAGAAGAGUCCCAAGAUGCAGAAUGGCCUCCCACACUCCGAACCUGACUCUAAUGCCGAUGGAGCUGCCAGUGAAGAAAGCAGCAGUGAGGCAGAGAAGGAAAUACCUGUGGAGCAAAAGGAAUGUGCUUUCUCUAAUUUUCCUAUAUCUGAAUAGACUAUUAAGUUUCUCAAAGUGGGGGUGACCAUCCUGUUCCCUGUACAAGCAAAGAUGUUUCACCAUGUCUACAGUGGGAGAGACUUGAUUGCACAGGCGCGGACAGGAACUGGGAAGACAUUCUCCUUUGCUAUCCCUUUGAUUGAGAAACUUCAGGGAGAACUGCAAGACAGGAAAAGGGGCCGUCCUCCUCAGGUAUUGGUUCUUGCACCUACAAGGGAGUUGGCAAAUCAAGUAAGCAAAGACUUCAGUGAUAUCACAAUAAAACUGGCAGUGGCUUGUUUUUACGGUGGAACUCCAUAUGGAAAUCAAAUUGAACGCAUGCGGAAUGGGAUUGAUAUCCUGGUUGGGAUGCCAGGUCGUAUCAAAGACCAUCUAGAGAAUGGCAAGCUCUAUCUCUCCAAACUUAAGCAUGUUGUUCUCAAUGAAGUUGACCAGAUGUUGGAUAUGGGUUUUGCUGAUCAAGUGGAAGACAUUUUAAAAGUGACAUACAAGAAAGAUUCUGAAGACAAUCCCCAAACAUUGCUUUUUUCUGCAACAUGCCCUCAUUGGGUAUUUAAUGUUGCUAAGAAUUACAUGAAAUCUACAUAUGAACAGGUGGACCUGAUUGGUAAAAAGACUCAGAAAACAGCAAUAACUGUGGAGCAUCUGGCUAUCAAGUGCCCCUGGUCUCAGAGGGCAGCAGUUAUUGGAGAUGUGAUCCAAGUGUAUAGUGGUCAUCAAGGGCGCACAAUUGUCUUCUGUGAGACCAAAAAAGAAGCCCAGGAGCUGUCACAGAAUUCGUCUAUAAAACAGGAUGCCCAGUCAUUACAUGGAGACAUUCCACAGAAGCAAAGGGAAAUCACUCUGAAAGGUUUUAGAAAUGGUGAUUUUGGUGUUUUGGUGGCGACCAAUGUUGCCGCACGUGGGUUAGACAUCCCUGAGGUUGACUUGGUUGUACAAAGCUGUCCACCAAAGGAUGUGGAGUCCUACAUUCAUCGUUCUGGGCGGAUGGGCAGAGCUGGAAGGACAGGCGUUUGCAUCUGCUUCUAUCAGCACAAGGAGGAAUAUCCACAAGUGGAACAAAAAGCGGGAAUUAAAUUUAAACAAAUAGGUGUCCCUUCAGCCACAGAAAUAAUAAAAGCUUCCAGCAAAGAUGCCAUCAGGCUUUUGGAUUCUGUGCCUCCCAAGAUCAGCCACUUCAAGCAGUCUGCUGAGAAGCUCAUCGAGGAGAAGGGAGCCGUGGAAGCCCUGGCAGCGGCGCUGGCCCAUAUCUCAGGGGCCACAUCAGUGGACCAGCGCUCCCUCAUCAACUCAGACGCGGGUUUUGUGACUAUGAUUUUCUGGUGCUCAAUUGAAAUGCCAAACAUCAGUUAUGCCUGGAAAGAACUUAAAGAGCAACUGGGCGGGGAUAUUGAUUCCAAAGUAAAGGGAAUGGUGUUUUUCAAUGGAAAGCUGGGUGUUUGCUUUGAUGUUCCCACUGUAGCAGUCACUGAAAUACAGGAGAAAUGGCACGAUUCAUGGCGCUGUCAGCUGUCUGUGGCCACCGAGCAGCCCGAGCUGGAAGGCCCCCGGGGAGGAUAUGGGAGCUUCAAGGGAGAGCGGGAUGGAAGCAGGAGCUUCAGGGGACAGCGAGGAGGAAGCAGGGGCUUCUGGGGAGAGCGGGAUGGAAGCAGGGGCUUCAGGGGACAGCGAGCAGGAGAUGGCAACAGAAACAAGUCCCAGAACAAAGGCCAGAAGCGCAGCUUCAGUAAAGCAUUUGGUAAUUAAUUAGUGGAGGAACAGAACUGCUCACAGUGUGGGACUGACCUUACUCCU